AACACGUCUUUCUCGCAUCGCGUACGUUACCUUCUCCUAAUCUCUGAACUAGAAGACGCGUUUGAAUCCAAGAUACCCCGGAAAAUGAAUCCCAUGCCCCAGACUGCGUUUCCCAGUGCCUUCGUCGGAUGCGGAUAGUCAGUUCGUGACGUUACCUCGGCCAGGAUCUGCGCGAAUCCGACGUUCGCGUACACCGUUCAUUUCAUAGCUCUCGGCCGUAACUUCUGCUUAUAUUUCACUUAUCAACUUGUAACCAUCUGCUUGCCAACGCGACUCCGCCAGUAUUGCAUUUCUCUCCCUGCAAGCACCUGUAACAGCAACCAACCGAUCCCAAGCAUUUACUCAACACCAUGCCUCUUGAACCGUAUGAUUUCGUGAGCCCUGUCUGGAGGGAAGGCAUCUUUAAUAACAAGGUCGUCUUCUGCACCGGCGGCGCAGGAUCGAUCUGCUCAGCUCAGGUUCGCGCUCUUGUAUACCUUGGUGCCAAUGCCGCCAUCAUCGGUCGUAAUGUCGAGAAAACCGAACGAAUGGCUCAAGACAUCGCAACUGCACGGAAGGGCGCAAAGGUUAUUGGCAUCGGCGCAGUAGAUGUGAGAAAACCAGAAUUGCUCCAAGCUGCAGCGGACAGAACUGUCAAGGAGCUAGGCAGUAUCGACUUCGUCAUUGCUGGUGCGGCAGGUAACUUCCUUACGACUAUCGAUAACCUCUCGACGAAUGCGAUGAAGUCAGUCAUCGAUAUCGAUAUUCUUGGGUCGUAUAAUACCGUCAAAGCAACAUUGCCAUAUCUCGUCGAGUCAGCAGGCAAGCACAAGACAAAUGGUAAGACCGCGCCUCAGAAUGGGACCGGUGGUCGCAUUAUCUUCGUGAGCGCAACACUGCACUACCAAGGUACGGUACUGCAGAGCCAUGUGUCGGUUGCGAAGGCAGGCAUAGAUGCUAUGUCCGUGUCUGUAGCAAUUGAACAAGGGCCCAAGGGUGUCACCUCCAAUGUCAUAGCCCCAGGACCCAUUGCAGGCACAGAAGGCAUGGCUCGUUUGUCGAAAAAAGAGAAUCUUGCAGCAGCGAACAAGGCAGUUCCAGUAGGGCGGUUUGGAUACGUCAAGGAGAUCGCGGAUGCAACCGUUUACCUCUUCUCAGACGCAGGAAACUUUGUCAACGGAGAGACAGUCGUUGUCGAUGGUGGCGCAUGGCAUACUGCUGGCUUUGCCGGUGGCUUCGAAUAUCCAGAGUUCCUGCUAUCAGGGGAGCAAGUGACGGGCGUCGCGGGCAGCACCAAGAAGUCAAAGCUGUAGCGGAUGAAUCAAGUGGAGCUCUUGCUUAUGCGAUCGAAUGUGCUCACACACGAAUUACUCUCCAUGUUCAUCUUUCCUCUAGCGAGACAUUGCAAGUCAUGAUUGGAGACGUUGCAUCCCCUCCGAGCCGCCGAAUCUCGAUGCCUUUCGUUGGCUGUUCCCACACGAGCCCAGUAUUCAGACUCAUUUUUGAAAUAUAUGCGGUGCUUUGACAGAUCUGAUAAGGCUCGUUUGAUGGCAUGCGUCAUUGUUACGACUCCUGAGGUGGGCCUGUGGACAGCGUUUCGUUAAUCUAUCAAUACGAGCAUAGUUACUGCAACAACACGCGACUGUUUUUCAAUAUGCAGCAGCAAUCU
Messenger RNA from Dothidotthia symphoricarpi CBS 119687, 1648 nucleotides. Its product is annotated as peroxisomal 2,4-dienoyl-CoA reductase-like protein SPS19. Lineage: Eukaryota; Fungi; Ascomycota; Dothideomycetes; Pleosporales; Dothidotthiaceae. Gene Ontology annotation, molecular function: 2,4-dienoyl-CoA reductase (NADPH) activity. The transcript is spliced from 4 exons. The coding region runs from base 351 to 1292 and encodes 313 amino acids. Gene Ontology annotation, biological process: fatty acid catabolic process. The record is from RefSeq and is a predicted model, not a curated record.